Molecule: messenger RNA, 444 nt
Organism: Trichoderma breve
Lineage: Eukaryota; Fungi; Ascomycota; Sordariomycetes; Hypocreales; Hypocreaceae
Product: EF-hand domain-containing protein
Exons: 3
Coding region: 1-444 (147 amino acids)
Biological process (GO): mitotic actomyosin contractile ring assembly
Cellular component (GO): myosin II complex
Molecular function (GO): calcium ion binding
Source: RefSeq, a predicted model, not a curated record
AUGGCUUCUAAUCAGUUUGAUUCCCAGGCCUCGACCAACUACAAGGAGGCUUUUGCCCUGUUCGACAAGCGCGGCAACGGUCGCUGUGCCGUCGACUCGCUGGGUGACCUGCUGCGAGCAUGCGGCCAGAACCCCACGCUGGCUGAGAUCCAGGAGCUGGAGAAGGGCCUCGGAGGCGAAUUUGAUUUCGAGACCUUCCAGCGCAUCCUGAACCGACCCGGCGGAUUCCGCGACCCUGGCGAGCCCGAAGAAUACUGCCGUGGCUUCCAAGUGUUUGAUAAAGACAUGACGGGCUUUAUCGGCGUCGGCCAGCUCAAGUACAUCCUGACCAACCUGGGCGAGAAGAUGACGGAGGAGGAGGUCGAUGAGCUGCUCAAGGCUGUGGACACCAGCUCUGGCCAGAUCAACUACACAGAUCUUGUCCGAACUAUCCUCGCCAACUAA